GGGGAAGUAGGCUUAGCAUGAAAGGAAUAGAGGGUGGAUUUGAUCCGCUGUUGCUACACGUGGAUAUGAAAUGAGUGGAGCGGAGCUUUGAUAGCAACGGAUUUCAUCUACUCUGGGACAUUACUUCUCACUUUGUACACUGGAAUAAAAGACACAGCAAACAGCCUUCUUACCAUGGAUUGCCAAGAAAAUGAAUACCAGGACCAAUGGGGACGGUGCGUCACAUGCCAACAGUGUGGUCCUGGACAAGAGCUCUCCAAGGAUUGUGGUUAUGGAGAGGGUGGAGAUGCAUACUGUACAGCUUGCCCUCCUCGAAGGUACAAAAGCAGUUGGGGCCAUCACAGAUGUCAGACUUGCAUUACCUGCGCCAUCAUCAAUCGUGUCCAGAAGGCCAACUGUACAGCUACCUCUAAUGCAGUCUGUGGGGACUGUCUGCCCAGGUUCUACCGAAAGACACGCAUUGGAGGGCUACAGGACCAAGAGUGCAUCCCAUGCACAAAGCAGACCCCCACCUCUGAGGUUCAGUGUGCCUUCCAGUUGAGCUUAGUGAAGGCAGAUGCACCCACAGUGCCCCCUCAGGAGGCCACACUUGUUGCACUGGUGAGCAGUCUGCUAGUGGUGUUUACCCUGGCCUUCCUGGGGCUCUUCUUCCUCUACUGCAAGCAGUUCUUCAACAGACAUUGCCAGCGUGUUGCAGGAGGUUCGUUGCAGUUUGAGGCUGACGAAGCAGUGGAGGAGGAAUCUCUUUUCCCCGUGCCACCUGGCCAGGAGACCAGUCCUGAGUCCCCAGUGAGUGAGAGCAUCUUUGAGACCCAGCCACUUAACCCCAUCCUGGAUGACGACUGCAGCUCGACUCGUGGCUUCCCCACACAGGAGUCAUUUACCGUGGCCUCCUGUGCCUCAGAGAGCCACUCCCACUGGGUCCACACCCCCAUCGAAUGCACAGAGCUGGACCUACAAAAGUUUUCCAGCUCUGCCUCCUGUACUGGAACCGAAAACUUGGGUGGGAAUACAACUGACAGCGUUGGAGACAGGCGGGAGCUCAAUGUGCCCUAUGAAGUUCCUAGCCCUUAACUCUACUGAGGUCUCUCAUGCUCCUGAAAGCCUUGUCCAGUCAUUCUUUGAUUCUCCUGCCUUGUUCCUAUACCACAACAGCUGCAGGGGCCUGGGAUGUGGUAUCUACAAAUGGGGUAUUUCCUACCCCCUACUACCAGCGGAUUGAUCCUGUACCAUCUUCCCAGAACUGAUGUGCACCAUUUCUUG
Messenger RNA from Ictidomys tridecemlineatus (thirteen-lined ground squirrel), 1263 nucleotides. The record is from RefSeq and is a predicted model, not a curated record. Lineage: Eukaryota; Metazoa; Chordata; Mammalia; Rodentia; Sciuridae.